Microthlaspi erraticum is the source of this 2658-nucleotide messenger RNA. The record is from the annotation of a GenBank genome assembly. NCBI's taxonomy places the organism in Eukaryota, Viridiplantae, Streptophyta, Magnoliopsida, Brassicales, Brassicaceae.
AUGAUCCACACCGACAUCGCAGAGAUCCUAUGCGUCAAGCCCAAGACCAAGAAGAAGAAGAAGACAAUGGAGCAAGAUAUGAAGAAGAAAAAGAAGACGAUGAAGAUAGAAGGAGAAGUUGUUAUUAUGAAGAAGAACGUUCUUGAUUUCAAAGACGCCAUGGCUUCUCUUCUUGAUCGUAUCCACGAGCUUCUCGGUCGUCGUGUCUCUCUUCACCUCAUCAGCUCCCUCCAACCCGACCCGGCCAAUGAGAAGAGAGGAAGACUUGGGAAAGCAGCGUAUCUGGAGAAAUGGGUGACAAAAAUAAAAACGUCAGUAACCGCAGAGGAAACCGCGUUUGGAGUGACGUUUGAUUGGGACGAGUCAAUGGGACCACCGGCUGCGUUUGUGAUCAAGAACCAUCACCAUAGCCAGUUCUACCUGAAAAGCCUCACUCUUCGCAACUUCCCCGGCGGUGAAGGCGGUCCAAUACACUUCGUUUGCAAUUCUUGGAUCUAUCCGAACCAUCGAUACAGCUCCGACCGCGUUUUCUUCUCGAACAAGGCAUAUCUUCCAAGUGAAACACCGGAGCUAGUCAAAGAGCUAAGAGAAGAAGAGCUAAAGAAUCUAAGAGGCAAUGAGAAAGGAGGAGAACUCAGAGAAUGGGACAGAGUUUACGACUACGCUUAUUACAACGACUUAGGUGCUCCCGACAAAGGUCCUGACUCAGCCCGUCCGGUUCUCGGCGGUUCACCAGAUCUCCCUUAUCCCCGCCGCGGAAAAACCGGCCGUAGACCCACCAAAUCCGACCCUAAGUCAGAGAGUAGACUGGCAUUACUAAACCUGAACAUAUACGUGCCGAGGGACGAGCGGUUUAGUCAUGUGAAGUUCUCUGACUUCCUAGCUUACGCGCUCAAGUCGGUGACUCAAGUGCUUGUCCCUGAGAUAGCUUCUCUUUGCGAUAAGACCAUUAACGAGUUUGACUCGUUUGAAGACGUUUUCCAUCUCUACGAUGGUAGUCUUAAGCUCGCCAAUGGUCACACCAUUUCUAAGCUCCGUGAUGUUAUCCCGUGGGAGAUGUUCAGAGAGCUCAUUCGCAAUGACGGUGAACGGUUCUUGAAGUUUCCUUUACCUGACGUCCUCAAAGAGAGUAGAUCAGCUUGGAGGACAGAUGAAGAGUUUGCCAGAGAAAUGUUGGCUGGACUCAAUCCGGUGGUGAUUAGUCGGCUCGAGAAAUUUCCUCCGAAGAGUAAUUUGGACUCUGCAAAGUAUGGGAACCAACACAGUUCCAUACAAGAAGAGCACAUUGCACCGUACAUGAACGGUCUCAGUGUCCAAGAAGCUUUGGAACAGAACAAGCUAUACAUAUUGGAUCACCACGACGCAUUGAUGCCUUACUUGACAAGGAUAAACUCAACAAACACUAAAACCUAUGCGACCCGAACCCUUCUGUUGCUUCAAGAAGACGGAACACUAAAGCCUCUAGCCAUAGAGCUGAGCCUUCCACACGCACAAGGCGAAUCACACGGAUCGGUCAGCAAAGUUUUCACACCAGCAGAGAAAGGCGUCAAGGGAUCGGUUUGGCAACUUGCUAAGGCUUACGCGGCGGUUAAUGAUUCUGGUUAUCACCAGCUUAUAAGCCAUUGGUUACAAACGCAUGCGGUGAUUGAACCGUUCAUAAUCGCGUCGAAUAGGCAACUAAGUGUGGUCCAUCCGAUUUAUAAGCUUCUUCAUCCUCAUUUCCGUGACACGAUGAACAUCAAUGCAUUGGCGCGACAUAUCCUCAUAAAUGCAGAUGGAGUUCUUGAGCGAACAGUCUUCCCAAGUCGUUACGCCAUGGAAAUGUCGUCUUCAAUUUACAAGAGCUGGAAUUUCACCGAGCAGGCUCUCCCUAAAGAUCUCCUCAAACGAGGAGUUGUUGUUGAAGAUUUCAGGAGCGAUACCGGCGUUAAGCUUCUGAUCGAGGACUAUCCGUUUGCAGUCGACGGUUUAGAGAUUUGGUCAGCGAUCAAAGCGUGGGUGACAGAUUACUGCUCGUUCUACUACAAGAAUGAUAAAACCGUCCAAACCGAUACAGAGAUCCAAUCAUGGUGGACCGAGCUCCGAACCAAAGGCCACGGCGACAAACAGCACGAGCCAUGGUGGCCUUCAAUGCAAACCCGCGACGACCUCAUCGAAACAUGCACCAUCAUAAUCUGGAUCGCGUCUGCUCUUCACGCAGCAGUCAACUUCGGGCAAUACCCUUACGCCGGUUUUUUACCUAACCGACCUACCGUAAGCCGCAAGUUUAUGCCAGAACCGGGUACGGAUGAGUACACUGAGCUCUCGGAAGACCCUGACGUGGCGUUCUUGAAGACGAUCACGCCUCAGUUGCAGACUCUUCUUGGGAUCUCCAUCAUAGAGAUCCUGUCGAUGCAUUCGACGGAUGAGAUUUAUUUGGGACAGAGAGAUUCACCGAACUGGACGGCGGAUGAUGAGCCUUUGGAGGCGUUUAAGCGGUUUGGGAAGAGUCUGGAGUUGAUAGAAAACAACAUUAUACGGAGAAAUAAUGACAAGAGACUCAAGAAUCGGACCGGACCGGUUAACAUUCCGUACACUUUGUUGUACCCGAAUACUACUGAUUACACGAGAGAAAGUGGCCUUACCGGGAAAGGGAUCCCUAACAGUGUCUCAAUCUAG